CACCCAUAACAAUGGAGGAAUACGAUAAUUUUGGUAAUCAUAAUCUGGAUGUCUCUUGUCUGGGCGGAGUCCACACACCCAUAACAAUGGAGAAAUACGACAAUUUUGGUAAUCAUAAUCUGAAUGUCUCUUGUCUGGGCGGAGUCCACACACCCAUAACAAUGGAGAAAUACGACAAUUUUGGUAAUCAUAAUCUGAAUGUCUCUUGUCUGGGCGGAGUCCACACACCCAUAACAAUGGAGGAAUACGAUAAUUUUGGUAAUCAUAAUCUGGAUGUCUCGUGUCUGGGCGGAGUCCACACACCCAUAACAAUGGAGGAAUACGAUAAUUUUGGUAAUCAUAAUCUGGAUGUCUCUUGUCUGGGCGGAGUCCACACACCCAUAACAAUGGAGAAAUACGAUAAUUUUGGUAAUCAUAAUCUGAAUGUCUCGUGUCUGGGCGGAGUCCACACACCCAUAACAAUGGAGGAAUACGAUAAUUUUAGUAAUCAUAAUCUGGAUGUCUCUUGUCUGGGCGGAGUCCACACACCCAUAACAAUGAAGAAAUACGAUAAUUUUGGUAAUCAUAAUCUGAAUGUCUCGUGUCUGGGCGGAGUCCACACACCCAUAACAAUGGAGGAAUAUGAUAAUUUUGGUAAUCAUAAUCUGGAUGUCUCGUGUCUGGGCGGAGUCUACACACCCAUAACAAUGGAGGAAUACGAUAAUUUUGGUAAUCAUAAUCUGGAUGUCUC
Messenger RNA from Amphimedon queenslandica, 730 nucleotides. RefSeq lists its product as uncharacterized. The transcript has 11 exons. The annotation marks the transcript as partial. The record is from RefSeq and is a predicted model, not a curated record. Lineage: Eukaryota; Metazoa; Porifera; Demospongiae; Haplosclerida; Niphatidae.